Messenger RNA from Diaporthe citri, 1023 nucleotides. RefSeq lists its product as uncharacterized. Lineage: Eukaryota; Fungi; Ascomycota; Sordariomycetes; Diaporthales; Diaporthaceae. The transcript has 3 exons. The coding region runs from base 1 to 1023 and encodes 340 amino acids. The record is from RefSeq and is a predicted model, not a curated record.
AUGGCGUCUUCGGAGCUUCUAGAUACUGAACAUCUUCAACCCCUACGACGAGCUCUUAUCAACUGCCUAUCCACAUCGGUCGCUGAAUACACGUAUACUCGGAUCCUCGAUGGGCAGCCAACUUGCUACAACUAUGCCGGCGACCACUAUUCUGAAGAUUCUUGGCCUGUUAUGCAACACGAAGAAAUCUGUCCCGGAUACCUGGAGAAGGCAAAAAGUCUCCGUUCGGACUUCGACGUGCUUUCUCUGAACUUUGAUGCCAAGCUCGUCCAGACAUAUCAAGACACACAGCCCAAUUCUGUAGCCUGGAAGCUCCGACUCCUUGAGCUUGUCGCUACUGCUUGUCACGAUAUUGCUAUAUUCCUAUACCAGAUGGACAGUGGUGCCCACAAGCACAAGGAGCAUAAGAUUUGGCUCACAGAGCAAUUGAAGAGGUAUCCCAACAAGCGUUCACGGGAACGAAUGCUAUUACCACCAGCUACACUAUUCUGGCAUGGGAGUUUCAGAGACUCGCAUCGCUACCCUAACGGCAUAGCAGAGCUUGCUGGAUGCUGGGCAGAAACGCAGAUAUUUGGGGGCGUUGUUUUGUUUGACCGCGGCAACACCGGUGAAGAGUGUAACGGAGUAUACUUGCACAACAUACGCCGCAACUUCGCCCUCGCACCACCAACAGAGCAACAAAUCAAUCACCUGAUAGCGUUCCUUCUGUCAACCGCUCCAGAUCACGAGCACUACCCUCUACCAAUCAAGGUGACACCUGAAAAUAGGUGGCGUUGGGAUGCGUACGAUGCUAUGACCAAGUAUAACAUCUUCAGAAAUCGUCACGAGAUCCCGCAGCGAUAUCGAGGACGCCCGCGGUGUGUCAUCUCAGAGCAUAGCUGGCCAGAUUACACCGAGGCCUGCGAGAGGGCGGACGAGGCGGCUAAACAAGCCGCGGGCGAGCCAUAUGAUGAAGUUUUCAUGGCGGAGUCGGAAGGGAGGCGGCUGCAUGUCACCCCUACUUCUAUGCUUUGGACCGGUUGA